AUGAGAUCUGCAAGGUGCAAACUCUGGGCUUUGGAGGUCGGCCUGAUCCAUCCCAGCCUCACUUUGGAUUUUGCAGAAAGUGCGGCUGCGGCAUUCUCCGUCCGGUUGCGCAACACGCCGCUAUCUGCAAGAAUCGACGGCUCUGAGAGGGCUCUUAAUCCAAUCAGGACGUCUUUGCGAUACCAGGAAACGUUUGAGUUCCCCUUUGGGCAGCAGCGGCGCACCGAGGAUCACCGCAGUCUCCGGAGCUUUACCUUUUAG
Messenger RNA from Knipowitschia caucasica, 261 nucleotides. The record is from the annotation of a GenBank genome assembly. Lineage: Eukaryota; Metazoa; Chordata; Actinopteri; Gobiiformes; Gobiidae.